CUUGCUCACAAACUCCAACAUCAGAAGACAGACAGACUCCUGAAUGGCAAAUCAAGCUGGUGCCUCUUCCUCUACUCCUCUGGAGCCGGGAUUUGAAAAUGACGAGAACGAUAUGUACGGUGCAGAAUCGGGUUGGGUCGAAGCCCGAACAUCAUGUGAUCACUUGGCUUCUCUGUCUUCUGAUCUUGCUCACAUACCACCUCCCGAUACUCCUUGCAACAGGUGCCAACAUCCAAGAGAGAACUGGUUAUGCUUGUCGUGUAAGGAUGUACUUUGCAGCCGUUUUGUGAACAAGCAUAUGUUGCAACAUUUUCAUCAAACCAGCCAUUGUUUGGCUCUCAGUUACAGUGAUCUAUCGGUUUGGUGUUUUGCUUGCGACUCGUAUCUAGAUGCUCAAGUGAUUAUGCAACUGAAACCUGUUUCUGAGAUUGCUUAUAUAUUGAAAUUUGGGGAGGCACCUCCAUCUCGUUCGGUUGAAUGUUCAAAGGGUAAUCAAGCCGAGGGUGGUGCAUCAUCAGACAGUUAAACUGAUAUCUUAGCAAUCGAGGCUGGGGUUCUCUCUUGAAAGUUCACGGGGUAAUCAAGCUGAGGACCCAUCAUCGGUCAGCUAAAUUUUGUCUCUUUGCUUCUGGCAGCGGUUCUCUUCUUUAUUUUUCUUUCCUUUACCACCUUGUAUUUCAGGGUUCCACGGUUGGUUGGAACUUAACUGGGUUUUAUGUUACUGUUGAAUCAAAAUGCAAAACAAGAAACCUUGAUUAUAUCUUGGUCACAAGCAGUUUGUGAA
Populus euphratica (Euphrates poplar) is the source of this 784-nucleotide messenger RNA. RefSeq names its product histone deacetylase-like protein. Gene Ontology annotation, molecular function: zinc ion binding. The transcript is spliced from 4 exons. The coding region runs from base 44 to 526 and encodes 160 amino acids. The record is from RefSeq and is a predicted model, not a curated record. NCBI's taxonomy places the organism in Eukaryota, Viridiplantae, Streptophyta, Magnoliopsida, Malpighiales, Salicaceae.